ACAUUUCCGGAACUAUCCCAUGAAGCACUGAUUGCAGACUAUCCAGAACAAUGGUAUCCCAAGGCCUCCAGAUCCUGGGUGUUAUGCUGUCUAUGACAGGGUGGCUGGGGACAAUCAUUACCUGUGCUCUGCCUAUGUGGAGAGUGACGGCUUUCAUUGGAGCUAACAUUGUCACAGCGCAGGUCAUCUGGGAGGGUUUAUGGAUGAACUGUGUGGUUCAGAGUACUGGACAGAUGCAGUGUAAGGUCUACGACUCCCUGCUGGCCCUUCCUCAAGACCUUCAAGCGGCCCGAGCCAUGGUCAUCAUCUCCAUCAUUGUGGGCAUCUUUGGUGUGCUAAUGGCUGUGAUUGGAGGAAAGUGUACUAACUGCAUGGAGGAUGAAUCAGCAAAAGCUAAAGCUUGCAUUGUCUCAGGGGUGAUCUUUCUUAUUGCUGCCUUCCUCAUGCUAAUACCUGUGAGUUGGUCUGCCCAGACCCUUAUCAGGGACUUCUACAACCCCUUGGUGUUAGAAGCCCAGCGUCGAGAGUUAGGAGCUUGCCUGUAUAUUGGCUGGGGUUCUGCGGCUCUCCUGCUGCUGGGGGGAGGGCUGCUUUGCUGGAAUUGCCCUCCGAAGGAGAACCAGCAGUAUACAGCAGCCAAAUUUGCACCUGCUAGAUCCUUUUCCCCAGGGAUGAAUUAUGUGUGAGCAAAACGGUGAAUGUUUCCAUGAGAACUCUGAACAAAAGUGGAUUCAUCUACCAUAUUAACUAUGUAUCUGGAAAGGCAUGUAUUUCUUUUCUUUUGCGACCACAUAUAUUUUCCUAUUACAUGAGUACAGAUCUUUGAUAAUAAUGAGAUGGAUGCUUGUUUUAAUAAAUGAAUGUGAACAAAUUCUGUACAUGGAAAUUCGGUGAUUGAAAAUCUUUUUCAUUUGACAUUUUGUAAUUAAAAGUCUGUGAAAC
Ictalurus punctatus (channel catfish) is the source of this 942-nucleotide messenger RNA. RefSeq names its product claudin-4 (gene cld4). Gene Ontology annotation, cellular component: bicellular tight junction; plasma membrane. Gene Ontology annotation, molecular function: structural molecule activity. Lineage: Eukaryota; Metazoa; Chordata; Actinopteri; Siluriformes; Ictaluridae. Gene Ontology annotation, biological process: cell adhesion; bicellular tight junction assembly. The record is from RefSeq and is marked provisional.